Molecule: messenger RNA, 906 nt
Organism: Juglans regia (Persian walnut)
Lineage: Eukaryota; Viridiplantae; Streptophyta; Magnoliopsida; Fagales; Juglandaceae
Product: gamma-glutamyl peptidase 3-like
Exons: 3
Coding region: 154-906 (250 amino acids)
Cellular component (GO): cytosol
Source: RefSeq, a predicted model, not a curated record
GCUCGCUCACCAGUCUCCAUAAUAUUCACUUAAAUGUGCCCAUCGAUGAACUUCUAUAAAAGGAGCCUCUCCCUCUACAAACUCCCACAAACCUCAAAAUCCGAAUUCCCCUUCCAAGUCUUCGCCCUCUCUCACUAGCACAGGUUGUAGAAGAUGAAGGAUGGAGGAGAGAAAAGAUAUGCUCUUCUUUUGGCAGUAAAGGAUUCUGAGUACGUGAAGAAAGUAUAUGGUGGAUACUUCAAUGUGUUUAUUGCAGCUUUUGGGGAAGAAGGAGAGAGGUGGGACUUGUACAGGGUUGUAGAGGAGGAGUUUCCUGACAUGAAUGAGCUCCAAAACUAUGAUGGUUUUGUGAUUAGUGGCAGCCCUAGUGAUGCGUAUGCCAAUGAUUACUGGAUUCUCAAGCUCUGCUUGCUCUUGCAAACUUUGAAUGCCAUGGAGAAAAAGGUCCUUGGGAUUUGCUUUGGUCACCAGGUAUUGUGCAGAGCACUGGGUGGAAAGGUGGGUAGAGCCUAUACAGGGUGGGAUGUGGGGCUGAGGAAGGUUAGCAUAGUGAAGGAUUUGGCCCCUGCAUGCUGCUUCCUUGAUGAUGAAUUGGAUGAAAUCCCAACUUGCCUUUCCAUUAUAGAGUGCCACCAGGAUGAGGUUUUUGAGGUCCCAUUAGGAGCUGAAGUGAUUGCAUUCUCAGACAAAACAGGUGUGGAGAUGUUCGCCAUUGGAGACCAUGUUUUAGGCAUGCAAGGCCAUCCUGAGUACACCAAGGACAUCCUUCAAAAUCUCAUCGAUCGCCUUCUCGAUAUGGAUGCUUUUGAGAGAGGUUUUGCCGACAAAGCAAGGCAUGGAUUGCAGACAGCUGAACCGGAUAGGAAGUGUUUGCAAAGGAUUUGCAAGAACUUUCUCAAGGGAUGA